Molecule: messenger RNA, 2796 nt
Organism: Drosophila grimshawi
Lineage: Eukaryota; Metazoa; Arthropoda; Insecta; Diptera; Drosophilidae
Product: endoplasmic reticulum metallopeptidase 1
Exons: 11
Coding region: 65-2704 (879 amino acids)
Biological process (GO): proteolysis
Molecular function (GO): metalloexopeptidase activity
Source: RefSeq, a predicted model, not a curated record
AGUUGGCCAAAGUUUGUCAACGGAACUGUGCGUCGAAAGAGUGAAAAUAAAAAGUAGCUAAAUUAUGGCAGUCAAGGAAAUGGAAGAAAGUAAUUUUGCCCCAUUGGAGGUGGCCCUGGUCCACAUGGUAAGAAAAUCAAAACAUCUUCGAGCAAAGAUUCCGUGGUACUAUGCGCCUGCCUUUCUACUCCUUUGGGUCGGAAUUUUUUUUGCCAUCGUUAUAUCGCUGUUCAACCAACUGCCAGAAGUAGUUACCAUUGCCGAGGAGCCGCUGAAGCCGGGCCAGUUUAUUGCCGAGCGAGCACAGCGUCUGUUAUAUAGCUAUGAUCAAAUCGGUCCCAAAGUCGUCGGCAGCAUUGCCAACGAGGUGCUAACGGUUGCCUUCCUGCUCGACGAAGUCGAAAAUGUGCGAGCAUCUAUGAGAUCGGAUCUCUACGAUCUGGAGGUGGAUGUGCAACAGCCAUCGGGUGCCUAUAUGCAUUGGAAUAUGGUAAACAUGUAUCAGGGCGUACAGAAUGUGGUCGUCAAGCUGAGCACGCGCAGCUCCACCAGCGAAUCCUAUUUGCUGCUUAACAGUCACUUUGACUCGAAGCCCAGCAGUCCUGGCUCUGGCGAUGAUGGCACUAUGGUCAUUGUUAUGCUGGAAGUGCUACGUCAAAUGGCCAUAUCGGACCAGAGCUUUCAGCACCCCAUUGUAUUUCUGUUCAAUGGAGCUGAGGAGAAUCCUUUGCAAGCCUCACAUGGUUUUAUCACCCAACACAAAUGGGCAAAGAACUGCAAGGCACUCCUAAAUCUAGAAGUAGCCGGAAGUGGUGGUAGAGAAUUGCUUUUCCAAAGUGGCCCAAAUCAUCCGUGGCUAAUGCAAUAUUACAAUCAACAUGCCAAACAUCCUUUUGCAACAACAAUGGCCGAGGAAAUCUUUCAAUCCGGUAUACUGCCCUCCGAUACGGACUUUCGCAUAUUUCGCGACUAUGGAAAUUUACCGGGCUUGGAUAUGGCUCAGAUCGGCAAUGGUUAUGUCUACCAUACCAUAUUUGAUAACUAUGAGAAUGUGCCCGCUAAAUCGAUACAGAACACGGGGGAAAAUGUUCUUCCACUGGUACGGGCCUUUGCCAAUGCGAACGAAAUGUACGACACUGAGGCGCACAGGGAAGGACAUGCCGUUUUCUUUGACUACAUGGGCUUAUUUUUUGUGGUUUAUUCGAAAACAACUGGCAUUGUGUUGAACAGUUGCAUUGCGGCUGUGAGCCUGUUGCUUGUAGGCAUCUCACUGUGGCGCAUGGCACACGUAUCCGAGCUGUCGCUGUGCCAAGUAUUAAUUUGGUUUGCCAUCAUAUUGGGCCUACACAUUGUUGGAGUCGCUCUUUGCCUUGGUCUGCCCCUGUUGAUGGCUGUUCUCUUUGAUGCCGGGAAUCAUUCGUUGACUUACUUCACGAGCAACUGGCUCAUGCUCGGCCUGUUCGUCUGCCCGGCGAUCAUUGGGCUCAGUUUGCCCACCACACUCUAUUUCAGUUUCCGCAAGAAUCAAAAUGUCAGCCACUCCCACCAUGUACACAUGAGUCUGCACGCCCACUGUGUGGUGCUGGCUCUUGCGGCCAUCAUACUGACUGCAAUCAGUUUGCGCACCCCUUACCUCUGCAUGAUAUCAAUGCUCUUCUAUUCCGCUGCGCUAAUCAUUAAUCUGCUGAGCAAACUACACGAUCGAAACUAUUACUGGGUGCUGAUAACGCAAAUAUUGCAGCUUAUGCCCUUCUGUUACUUCUGCUAUCUGUUCUACAUGUUUCUUGUUGUUUUGAUACCCAUGAUGGGUCGCAAUGGCAGCUCCCUGAACCCUGAUCUUCUCAUUGCUUUGUUAUGUGGACUUGGCACAUUUUUCGCUUUGGGAUUCGUGUCACCACUUAUCAAUAUGUUCCACUGGUCCAAAUUUGUCAUGCUUGGGCUUGGCAUCAUUACUUUUAUUUUUAGUAUGAUUGCUGUGUCGGAUGUGGGCUUUCCCUAUCGACCCAAGACAAACGUUAUGCGUGUUAAUUUUCUGCAUGUUCGACGCAUUUUCUAUGAGUAUGAUGGUAGUGUGAGUCUCAGCGAUUCGGGCUAUUACUUUGACUUCCAGGACAGGCGCCUCAACUAUCCGCUCGAGGACACUUCAGUCGAUCUGAAGGACCUGACUGGCAUUGAGGAGCACUGUGACAAGGAGUUAAUGUGCGGGGUGCCCUGCUUUAAUCAUCGCUGGUGCAAAGCUCGUUCCACGGCACAUUGGCUGCCACGUGAACAGGAAGUGAAAAUACCAGGCAACUCCUCAUUGGUGCUUUUGAGUAAAACUAUUCUGCCAAGUGGCACUGCGGCACGCUAUGAGUUUGAGUUGAGUGGUCCACCACAUAUGGGCUUGUUUAUACAACCACUGGAGGGUGUAUCCGUGGAGGAUUGGUCCUUCAUAAGGAAUUUACUUGACGAGCCGGAAAAAUACAAGUUACCUUAUCAAAUAUUUUUCUCAUAUGGCAAAGAUAAAACCCCUCUAAAAUUCCAUAUAGACUUUGCAAAACCUACUGGUGAUUUCAAUGUGCCCAUCUUUGAAUUGGGCGUUGCGUGGCAUUAUGUCAGCUAUGACUUUGAAAGAGACUCCGCUGGCCUUCAGUUUAUAGCCGACUUUCCAGAUUUUGUGCAUGUGAUGGAGUGGCCAACAUUAUAUAAGCGUUACGUAUUCUAAAUAUAUACAAUACAAAAAUGACUAGAUUUAUGCAUAUAAAAUUAAUUUUAUUGUAAGAGAUUAAAUUAAAUAUAAAUAUUAAUCGGACUUUA